Molecule: messenger RNA, 885 nt
Organism: Plasmodium gonderi
Lineage: Eukaryota; Apicomplexa; Aconoidasida; Haemosporida; Plasmodiidae
Product: variable surface protein
Exons: 3
Coding region: 1-885 (294 amino acids)
Source: RefSeq, a predicted model, not a curated record
AUGAAAGGAUUAUACAAAAUUCUAGCUUUAACUGGUUCCUUAUUUGUUUUAUCUAGCUGCUUUCUCUCUAAUGGUGUCUCGACUUCUGAAACUAAGAAGAGGAGAACUGGACGUAUCCCAUGUACUAUAGCUGACCUGGAUGCAGAAGGAGUAUAUUCUGUGUCCGAAUGGAAAAAGAAAAAAUGGACUGAAUUUAUGGCAUUAUUAGAGAAUGAUUUUAAAGAAUUUAAUGAUUAUUUGGAAAAAGAAAAAAAUAAAUGGAUAAAAGAAAUAGAUAAUGCCUUGGAACAAUGGAAAAAAGAUACAGAAAAAAAAUGGGAUGAAUAUGAUGAAGCCACUUUUAACGAAUUAUUAGGUCAUAAAGCACAAGAUGCAUUAAAUUGGAGUGACAAAGAAUGGACAAAUUGGAUAAGUAAAAAUGGAAGAUUAGCAAUAAAAGCAGAUUGGAAUAAGUGGAUUGAAGAGUGUGAAAACUCCUUCAAAGUUGGAAUUUCUGAUGAUUGGGAAAAAUGGAGUUCUUUCAAAAAAAGAGAAUACGACAUCACUGAAUGGAAAUUUUUAGAAGAUAUAUUUUGGCCACACUGGAAAAGGCAUGUAAAACCUGAAGAACCCUUGUAUGAUAUAAAGAUAAAUAUGAUGGAAAAAUGGCAAGAUCGAAUUAAAGGGGAAGAAGAAGAAUGGUCAAAUUGGAUAGAAGAUAAGAAACAAAAAUAUAUAGAUGUAGAAUGGGAUAAAUGGACACAAUGGAAAAAAGACAAUAACAUGAAGUUUAUUGAUGUGAUGGAAUCCAUCGUAAAAAAAUGGACGGAUAAUAAACACUGGAACGUAUGGCACGUGAAGAACAUACAUGUUGUUAAAUAUAUUUAUACAUUUCUCAUUAAUUAG